Molecule: messenger RNA, 3082 nt
Organism: Prinia subflava (tawny-flanked prinia)
Lineage: Eukaryota; Metazoa; Chordata; Aves; Passeriformes; Cisticolidae
Product: zinc finger protein 239-like
Exons: 3
Coding region: 211-1353 (380 amino acids)
Source: RefSeq, a predicted model, not a curated record
GUUCCCGCCCUUUCCCUGACCCCGCCCCCACAGUUCGGGGCUGGGAACGGGGGAGGAGGAGGAGGGAGGGAGGAAGAGGCGGAGCGGCAGCAGGGAGCAGGAGGAGAAGGGCAGAGGAGGCAGAGGCAGCUCUGGCGCUCCCUGAACUCGCAGCAGGUCCAGAAACAUCGCCUGGAUCCCGCAGGAUUUCCCAUUCCCAAUCAUUGGCUCAUGAAAGAGGAAGCUGUGAGGAAGAGGAAGAUACCCCAGAACUCCCAGGCAGACAAGGAGCUGAGCAUGGAGAGCAGGGAGGACAAAUCCCCGCAGCAGAACCUCGUGGGAGAGGCUGUUUGGAGCAGCUCCACGGCACAGGAAUCCAAUGAGGAGGAAAAUCCCCUGAGAACCCCCACGAGGAGGGGCUGCAAACGCAGAUCGGGGGGAUGUGAGGAGGAAAGACCCACCCUGUGCCGGGAAGGUGGCCGGAGAUGGAGCCAGAGCUCAGAGCUGGUGGUCCAUGAGCAGCUUCCUGAUGGGGAGAAGCCCCACAAGUGCUCUGAGUGUGGAAAGAGCUUUAGACACAAGUCCUUCCUGAUCCGUCACCAGAGGAUCCAUACUGGGGAACGACCCCACGAGUGUGAGGAAUGUGGGAAGAGGUUUCAGUGGAGCUACACCCUGAUCCGUCACCAGAUGGUCCACACUGGGGAGAGGCCCUACGAGUGUGGGGAAUGCGGGAAGAGGUUUCAGCUCAGCUCCAGUCUCCUCCUGCACCAGCGAACGCACACAGAGGAGAGGCCCUUCCGCUGCCCUGACUGCGGGAAGGGCUUCAGGCAAAACACUCAUCUUGACAGGCACCGGCGCAUCCACACCGGGGAGAGACCCCACGAGUGUGAGGAAUGUGGGAUGAGCUUCAGCCGGAGCUCCCACCUGAUCCGGCACCAGAGGACCCACACUGGGGAACGGCCCUACGAGUGUGGGGAAUGUGGGAAGAGCUUCAGUCAGAGCUCCAACCUGAUCUGCCACCAGAACAUCCACACUGGGGAAAGGCUUUACAAGUGUGGGGAAUGUGGGAAGAGCUUCAACCAGCAUGCCAACCUGAUCAGCCACCAAAAGAUCCACACUGGGGAGAGGCCAUACAAGUGUUCUGAGUGUGGGAAGAAGUUUCGGAUCAGCACCCAGCUCCUUGUACAUCAGCAAAUUCACUCAGAGGAGAGGCCCUUCCACUGCCCCGACUGUGGGAAGGGCUUCAAGCAGAACUCCGCCCUCAUCACCCACCGGCGCGUUCACGCCCGGGAGAGGCCCUACGAGUGUCCCCAGGGUGGGAAGAACUUCUCACACAGCUCAUCCUUGACCAGACACCAACGGAGGCACCAGUAAGGGAAGCCCUGUGAGUGCCCCCAGCGCAGGAAGAGCUUCGUGCACUGCUCCAACUCCAUCCCCCACUGGAGUACCCAUGUUGAGCAGAGCCCUGGUGACCCACAUUCCCUGUGAUCCAUGUUGGGAAGGCACUAUUCUGGUUAUCCUUUUGUUUUGACCUUAAUUUUCUUUUGAUUCAUCUUCAUCCCUUAAAAAGAGCCAAAACAGGGUUGAAAAGAAAGAAAUGGACCAAAUAUGUCUGAAGUCCCACCAUUUCACAGGUAAUUGAGGGGGAGUUUAGGACUGGAGCCAUAUUCUGGAGGAUUUGUGUGUUCUUGGGGGAUUUUUGCUGGAUACUCCAUCUCUUUGCACUCUUAAAGCCAAAAGGGAUCAUCUGUCACCUCAAAACCAUGUAAAUCCCACUGGGACCAACUCAUUUUUAACCUAGAAAGGCUGAAUCCUACUGUAACAUGAGGGGUUUGUGGCUAGGGAGACACAAAUCAUGACUCGGGACCUCUGGAUCAUGAGACAAACAGCAUGUUUUAUUGUUUGGAUCUCUCUGAUAUACUAAGUUCUAAACUCCCAGUUCUAGCUCCUAGCCCUGCCCAGCUCCUUGACCAGUGAUAUGUUUGCUCUCUGAACUGGCUAUGACUGGUUCAGGUGUUUGCAAGAGCUCUCCCAUUCACCUAGAGACUUCUAGAACAAGGCAGGUCAGCUGAGUUGGGUCUGUUAUGGCCAGAUUUAUCUUCUCUGGCUGACAGAUUAGCUAUGACAAAUCACCCUUUUGGUUCUAAUUUUAAAAAGGAAAUGUUCUUUGUUAUCCUUCUUGCAGGCACCUUGCAGGUAGGAUGACAAAGACAGUAUGAAUUUAAUUUGAAUGAGGCUUUGUACUCAAUUUGAUAAACUUAAGUUUCCCUAGCCAGUGAUGUGUCUCGUGUGUUAUUGGAGCUGCAGCAUUCACGUCUAGGAGGUGUUAGGCGAAAUCCACUAAUACCACAAUUUGCCAGGCUAGCAUGUCACAGGUUAAUUGCUUAGAAGUUACAGGUUCCAACUUGACACUAGAAAACAGUAAACAAUUAAACUAAAAACCAUUUCAAUCAAAACACACAUCUUUCUGUCUGUGAUGUCUUCCAAAUGUUUGAAUCUUGGAGUAAAGCAAGGUGGUGGGUAAAUUGUCUUACUGUUGACAAUCUUUUACUUAGAAAAACAUAAGAACAUGAGAGCACCUAAAGCUCUUGAGGGGGUGUACACCCACCCCACACUUUUUACCUUUCUUUAACAAUUAUAACAGGAAUUAAACAUGUAUUUUUGAACAUGACUAAGGUGAAACUUCAAACUGCCUAUAUGUUUUACCAUCACUCAGGCUCUGCUACAGCUGAAGGGCCUCUUUAUCACAGUGAGGACUUGAAGAGCCUCUUCUGGAUGAGGCUUUUCAUGUUUAUCUGAGGAAAAAAGAUUUAACUUCUCUAAAGCCAAAUCAGUUAGUCAAAGUGACUUGCUUUCACUUUUAGAAAUUUGCUAUUGACUUGAACAGGAGUUGGCAUGAGUGAAAUAUGAAAGGUGGUUGUUAGUAAUUUUUAGCAUGAAAAUGCUUUGUUGAAAUGCUGUAACUGAAAUGGUGGGAUUUUUGGAAGAGAAAAAUAAGUAUCUUGGUGCUUCCCUUUUUCUUUGGAGGGUAAAAACAGCAUGUAAAUGAUUAUGAAUUUUAUACAGAAGAAAUUAUCAAAUAAAACCAAAAUUUUAAAUAUCA